CGGGAAAUUUUGGUAUUUGUUGGUACUUGCUCACACCUAAUUUCCCCCGUUUGCUCUUUUGCGAUUUGCCAUCCAAACAAAUUAGGACUAACGCAAUUCGCAUCAUUCAUUCAUCUCUCUCAUGGCGGAAUCUGCACCAGCUUCAGCAAAUGUGGGUGGUAAAGAAGAAAAAUGCAGCAAGGUGAAUGAGAGAGGUAAGGAAGAGGUUCAUCAUGACAAGGAAACACAUGGAAGGAGCGAUGAAAUUGAUAAGAACACGCCUGUUGAUGAAGUUAAGGGGCCAAACGUGUUCGAGCGAGUAAAGGAAGAAGCCGAGGCUGUUGUCGGAUCAGUUCUUCAUAAAUCAUAAGUGAGUCUUGAUUUCAGAUAUGGUUCCUUCUAACAGUUUCAUGUUCUUCUCCAAGAUAUUAUCUUUAUUCCAAGUAACUUCUCUCAAUUGUUGGAUGAGCCUAAAUGUUUUCUGAAAUGACAUGUUUUGUACCAUCCUCUCCCUCCUCCUUUGCAUUUGGUGUUCUGUACUGUAUUGUGUGUAUAAUUCAAAAGGACAAAAGUUCUUUACUUUGUGUUGAUAUUUUGAAGCGAAUUUUAGUAUGGUUG
Molecule: messenger RNA, 597 nt
Organism: Cuscuta campestris
Lineage: Eukaryota; Viridiplantae; Streptophyta; Magnoliopsida; Solanales; Convolvulaceae
Source: the annotation of a GenBank genome assembly